AUGUCGUUCUUCCCGGAGCUUUACUUCAACGUGGACAAUGGCUACUUGGAGGGACUGGUGCGCGGCCUGAAGGCUGGGGUGCUCAGCCAGGCGGACUAUCUCAACCUGGUGCAGUGCGAGACGCUCGAGGACCUGAAGCUGCACCUGCAGAGCACUGACUAUGGCAACUUCCUGGCCAACGAGGCUUCGCCACUGACAGUGUCUGUCAUCGACGACCGGCUCAAGGAGAAGAUGGUGGUGGAGUUCCGUCACAUGAGGAACCAUGCAUAUGAGCCGCUUGCCAGCUUUCUGGACUUCAUUACUUACAGCUACAUGAUCGACAACGUAAUCCUGCUCAUCACGGGCACGCUGCACCAGCGCUCUAUCGCCGAGCUUGUGCCCAAGUGCCACCCGCUCGGCAGUUUCGAGCAGAUGGAGGCCGUGAACAUCGCACAGACACCCGCUGAGCUCUACAAUGCUAUUCUGGUGGACACGCCCCUGGCGGCUUUUUUCCAGGACUGCAUCUCAGAGCAGGACCUCGAUGAGAUGAACAUCGAGAUCAUCCGCAACACUCUCUACAAGGCCUACCUGGAGUCCUUCUACAAGUUCUGCACCCUGCUGGGCGGGACCACAGCUGACGCCAUGUGCCCCAUCCUGGAGUUUGAAGCAGACCGCCGCGCCUUCAUCAUCACCAUUAACUCCUUCGGCACAGAGCUGUCCAAGGAGGACCGUGCCAAGCUCUUCCCACACUGUGGACGGCUCUACCCGGAGGGCCUGGCCCAGCUGGCUCGAGCUGAUGACUAUGAGCAGGUCAAGAACGUGGCCGACUACUACCCAGAGUACAAGCUGCUUUUCGAAGGUGCGGGCAGCAACCCUGGAGACAAGACCCUGGAGGACCGAUUCUUCGAGCACGAGGUGAAACUGAACAAGUUGGCCUUUCUGAACCAGUUCCACUUUGGUGUUUUCUACGCCUUUGUGAAGCUCAAGGAGCAGGAGUGUCGCAACAUUGUGUGGAUUGCCGAGUGCAUCGCCCAACGCCACCGCGCCAAGAUUGACAACUAUAUCCCUAUCUUUUAG
Molecule: messenger RNA, 1056 nt
Organism: Rangifer tarandus platyrhynchus (Svalbard reindeer)
Lineage: Eukaryota; Metazoa; Chordata; Mammalia; Artiodactyla; Cervidae
Source: the annotation of a GenBank genome assembly